This is a messenger RNA of Danaus chrysippus (African queen), 1857 nucleotides long. Lineage: Eukaryota; Metazoa; Arthropoda; Insecta; Lepidoptera; Nymphalidae. The record is from the annotation of a GenBank genome assembly.
AUGCCGACGCCGGACAAAAUAUUGAUGAGAAAAAUUAAAAAACGGGAAAAGAAAAAAUUGAAACUAAUUUCCAAAAAAGCCAAUGCUGAUCCGGACACUACAGAAAAAGCUGAAGUUGCAGAUGGUACUGAGAAAGAAUUAAAGCGGCCCUCUGAUAACAAGGAACAAAGCAAUGGCGUCACCUCAAAAAAAAAGAAAAAGAAGUCUGGUGUUGAAGAAAAAAUUGAGCCAGAAGAAAUAAAAGAUGAGCCAGCAACAGAUAGUGAUACAAAUGAAGGUGGCCAAGAAAAUGUAGAAAAUGAUGAAAUCAAGACAAAUGAGGAAAGUCAAUUGCCAGGCUCGAGUUUAUGUCUUGGAAUAUUGUCUGACCAGAAGUUCACAGCACUUGAGGGAAAAGUAUGUGAAGCUACACUCAUGGGCAUCAAGGAUAUGGGUUUCACAACUAUGACUGAGAUACAAGCUAAGGCUAUUCCACCAUUAUUAGAAGGGAGAGAUCUCGUCGGAGCAGCUAGAACCGGCUCAGGAAAAACCUUAGCCUUUCUUAUACCGGCUAUCGAUUUGAUAUAUAAAUUGAAAUUUAAACCUAGGAAUGGUACUGGUGUCAUUAUAUUAUCUCCAACAAGAGAAUUGUCAAUGCAAACUUUUGGUGUUCUAAUGGAGUUAAUGAAAUAUCAUCAUCAUACUUACGGAUUAGUUAUGGGUGGCGCUAAUAGAAGUACAGAGGCACAGAAGCUUUCCAAAGGUAUUAAUAUUCUGGUAGCAACACCUGGCAGACUUUUGGAUCACUUACAAAACACACCAGACUUUUUAUACAAAAAUUUACAGUGCCUUGUCAUUGAUGAAGCAGACAGAAUACUUGAAAUUGGUUUUGAAGAGGAAGUUAAACAAAUAAUAAGAUUAUUGCCAAAAUGGCGUCAAACAAUGCUUUUCAGUGCUACACAGACAAAAAAAACAGAAGCUUUAACAGCUUUGGCUGUUAAGCAUGAACCUGUGUAUGUUGGAGUAGAUGACCAUAGAGAACAGGCUACAGUAGAUUCUUUAGAACAAGGUUACAUAGUUUGUCCAUCAGAAAAAAGAAUGAUGGUACUAUUCACAUUCCUGAAGAAGAAUAGAAAAAAGAAGGUUAUGGUUUUCUUGUCAACCUGUAUGUCCGUCAAAUACCACCAUGAGCUCUUUAACUAUAUUGACUUACCAGUUAUGUCCAUACAUGGCAAACAGCAACAAGCAAAACGCACAACAACAUUUUUCCAGUUUUGCAAUGCUGAGAGCGGCAUAUUAUUAUGUACUGAUGUGGCUGCUCGAGGUUUGGAUAUACCCGCUGUUGACUGGAUUGUUCAAUAUGAUCCUCCGGAUGAUCCAAAAGAAUAUAUCCACAGAGUAGGAAGAACUGCAAGAGGACUUGGUACAAGCGGACAUGCAUUAUUGUUCUUGAGACCUGAAGAAUUAGGAUUCCUGAGAUAUUUGAAACAGUCCAAGGUGACACUAAAUGAAUUUGAGUUCUCAUGGAACAAAGUAGCAGAUAUACAAUUACAAUUAGAAAAAUUGAUAUCAAGAAACUACUUCCUGAACCAGUCUGCCAAGGAGGCGUUUAAGAGCUAUUUACGAGCAUAUGAUUCUCAUCACCUAAAAACUAUAUUCGACAUCGAUACAAUUGAUUUAGCUAAAGUGUCUAAAUCUUUUGGUUUCACCGUUCCACCAGCAGUCGAAUUAAAAGUUACGAGCAAAGGUCCGACACAAAAGAGGAAAGGUGGCGGCGGGUUCGGAUAUUUCAAAACAUUGAACGCCCCACAACAUAAAAAAGCUGAAAAAACAAAAAUAUACAGACAAAAAGGCAACAAUCAAAAAUCAAGAAGUUGA